Messenger RNA from Parastagonospora nodorum SN15, 2481 nucleotides. RefSeq lists its product as hypothetical. NCBI's taxonomy places the organism in Eukaryota, Fungi, Ascomycota, Dothideomycetes, Pleosporales, Phaeosphaeriaceae. The transcript is spliced from 6 exons. Gene Ontology annotation, cellular component: endoplasmic reticulum; ERMES complex. Bases 1 to 2481 code for a protein of 826 amino acids. Gene Ontology annotation, biological process: phospholipid transport. Gene Ontology annotation, molecular function: lipid binding. The record is from RefSeq and is a predicted model, not a curated record.
AUGAGUGGGGACUGGGGAUAUGGCACUCUAUUGAAGAUAUUUGUUUGGGGCUAUCUUCUAGGAGGUCUGACGCUCUUACCGGCCGUCGCCGCGCUGGCGUGGUUCUGGUUCACUGCAGAAGUCAAGCAUGAAGGCCUCGAGCAACCACAGACUGGAGACAUUUCGGGCCACCGGAGGCAGUCCAAUGGCUCGACUCACAGCAGGCAUGGCAACGACAACAGUUUGGGAGUGGGACUGGACGAGGAGAUCCUGAAGAAGCUGAAGAGGCGGACAGAUGAGCCGGAUACCUUUGCUGGCUAUUUUGCUGUGUGCCGCGAAUAUGUUCCGGGCGGCGUCAAUGGCAAACCCCCGGACCGCACCACACCCGCUGGUGCAGUUGUAUCAAUGGAGAGUCCCAGUGUUUAUCAGUCCAUGUACAGGAGCAUAUUCGACAGAAACAAAGCUGCAAGCCCUUCUAUUGAUGCUGCAGCGAAUGCCAGGAACAAGAAAGCACGAAACGUCUUCUAUGUAGUGCUACGACUUGGCCACCUCAUGCUCUACGACAACGAAGACCAGAUCGAAGUCCGCCACGUCAUUUCCCUCGCCCACUACCGUACCGAUGUAUACGCUGGGGGAGAAAAGAUACCUGAGGGAGAACUGUGGAUCAAGCGAAACUGCAUUCGACUGGUUCAAGACCAUGAGGGCGACAUUGCCGAUGAGACCAAGUCCUUCUACCUCUUCUCCGACAACUGCUCGGAGAAGGAAGACUUCUAUCACGCUAUGCUGCAAGCCCAGGAUCACCACCCUGACCACACAGAUCGUGGUACCCACCCGACUCCCCUCAAGUUCGAUACUCCGGACCUCGUAAAACUGGUCCAGCAGUUACAUGCUUCGGAAGAGAACCUGCACACUCGAUGGAUCAAUGCCUUGAUAGGCAGAGUAUUUCUUGGGCUUUAUAAGACCUCGCAGGUCAAAGACUUUAUUGCUAACAAAAUCACGAAGAAGAUCGCCCGUGUGCCUAAGCCAGCGCUCAUCAGUAGCGUCACCUUGCGAUCUAUCGACAUGGGCACUCUGCCACCCUUCCUCACGAAUCCGAAACUGAAAGAGCUCACAGUCGACGGCGAACUUGUUGUGGAGGCAGACAUUAGUUACAAGGGCAACUUUCGCAUCGAAAUUGCAGCCAUUGCACGAAUAGAUCUUGGUGCUCGCUUCAAGGCGCGGGAGGUUACUCUCGUACUGGCCACUAUCCUCAAGCGGCUCGAGGGGCAUUUGCUCAUCAGAAUCAAACCUCCGCCUAGCAACAGACUCUGGAUAACGUUUGAAACCCCACCGCGAAUGGAAGUGUCAGCCGAGCCGAUUGUGAGCUCACGGCAGAUCACGUACGGCGUCAUACUCCGCGCGAUCGAAAGUCGUAUUCGAGAAGUCGUCAAUGAAACCCUAGUUCUACCCAAUUGGGACGACAUGCCGUUUACUGACACCCUCGCGCAAGUCAUAAGAGGAGGCAUUUGGGAGGAUGAUAUGAAAGAAAAAGAACAGGAUACGCAGAAGGCACAUCAAGACGACAUCGCUCUGGAAAACGCGACUAUAGAUGCCGAGAGACGCUGCUUCACAUUUAUCAAUACCAUCAAGCAUCCACUCAGAAAGCUCUACGACAGGCACAUCGUCAUCUGCCGAAUUCCGAACAUCAUCUGCCAGACCACGGCCAAUGCGAUCAAGCUCAUCAGCUGCACAACUUUCGCAAGCACAUCUGAAGAAGAUGCUUCGCUACCUUCGUUGUCUGCGGAAGCUUCUGAUUCUCCUUCACGCGCAACUGCAGCCAUGGACAAUCUCCACGCACGGGCAAAAUCGAGAGAGCUGACCGCAGAAGAUAUCGCAUCCGCUGCAGCAGCUGCCGCGGCCGCGACCAGUGCACACGCGUCGGCAAAGAAGACGACAUUCAAUCAGUCUCUCAACACCGCAACGGCAGCCGCAAGAAACUGGCUAACAUCAAAACAAAACGCCCAAACAGCUCGCAGAGCCAUCAAUUCCAACCACCAAAGAAACACCAGUACAGACGUCCGGCCCAUGACUGCUGAAGGCCCCAAAAUCGACAUCGAACCUACACCAGACACACCCCCUUCCCGCCCAGAACUCCACACUGCAUUCUCCAAAUCCCACACCGAACCCAUGGGCCGAGGUCAACCCCUUCCACCACCGGGCACACCUCUCCCACGCCCCGAAAAGCGCCAAACAUGGGCCAUCCCCGCCGCUGCCUCGACCUUUGCCAACAUCGCCAAGCGCAGACCCGUCAGCAACACAGGCCUCAACGAAAAGCGCAGCAAAGAACACUUGCACUCCGCCAACGCUACGCCUCAGGCUGCGUAUUUCCCUGAGGGUACAGACAUGGCGCGCAGCACGUCGGACGACUCGAGUGGUGGCGCCUCCGCCGUUGCCCAAGAGGAGGCAGAGACAGCCGAGUCUGCAGCACAGGCGGCGGGGCAGCCAGAUAUCGCUGGGUGGUGA